AUGUCAGAAGAAAAUACCACAAACUCCACUUCUUCCACCACUACUUCACGUAGAGCUAGAAAGAAUCUAGGUGGUGGUACUGAUGGAAAUAAAACCUCUCAAUCUUUCUUUCAACGUUUGUUAGAACAACAAAAACAAGAACAAGGUACUUCCAAUAAAUUCAAAUGGGUACCCGAUGGAGAAGGUGGUUAUGUGGCAGGUGAAAUUGUUGAAGAAAGUGCCACUGAAGUUCAAUUCAAAUAUGAUGAUGGAAGAGUCAGUUCUUGCAAACCAGAUCAAGUCUUUCCAAUGAAUCCUCAAAAAUUGGAUGGUAUUUCUGAUAUGGCUUCUCUUUCACUCCUCAAUGAACCUUCUGUUUUUUACAAUCUCAAAUAUAGAUAUGAACGAGAUCAAAUCUAUACCUAUUCUGGAUUGUUUCUAGUGGCUGUCAAUCCUUAUAAGAAUUUACCAAUCUAUACUGAGGAGGUGAUCAAGAAGUAUGAAGGUAAACGUCGUGAAGAUGUUGAACCACACAUUUAUGCUGUUUCUGAUGUUGCCUAUAGACAAAUGUUACAAAAUGGUGAGAAUCAAUCCAUGCUCAUCACUGGUGAAUCUGGUGCUGGUAAAACAGUGAAUACAAAACGAGUCAUUCAGUACUUGACUCAUGUCGCUGGUAAAGGUGGUUCAGGUGGUCAAAUUGAACAACAAUUGAACAUGUGUAAUCCUUUGUUGGAAUCCUUUGGUAAUGCCAAGACUCUCCGUAAUGACAAUUCCUCUCGUUUUGGUAAAUUCAUUGAGAUUCAAUUUGACAAACAAGGUUAUAUUGCAGGUUGUAGAAUUCAACACUACUUGUUGGAAACGACACGUGUCAUUCGACAAGCUCUGAAUGAACGUUCCUUCCACAUUUUUUAUCAAAUCUUUAAUAUGGAAGAAGAGAAAAAGAAGGAAUUGUACUUGACCGAUCCCAGUGAUUUUGAAUACAUUAAUCAGAGUAAUUGCUUUGUCGUUCCAGGUGUUGAUGAUGAGGCUGAUAUGAAAUUGACUCUCCAAUCCAUGCGUAUCAUGAAAAUGACAGAGACUGAAAUUGACAUGAUUCUUCGCAUUGUUGCUUUCAUUCUUCAUAUGGGUAAUGUUCAAUUCAAGGACGAUGAGGAAGAACAUGCUCAUGUGGUGAAUGCCAAAGAAUCUCUCCAAUUGGGAUGUGAGAUUCUCAAAGUCACUCCUGAUCAAUUGGUGAAGGGUUUCUGUAAACCUCGAAUCAUUCUGCCAGGUGAAGUGAUUGAAAUGGCUGUCGAUUCAAGAAAGGCUAAUUUUAACCGUAAUGCAUUGGUCAUGUCCACCUAUUUGAGAAUGUUUGAUUGGAUUGUUCAAAAGAUUAAUCAAUCCAUGAGUGCCAAGACUGAAAUUAAGAACUUUAUUGGUGUGUUGGACAUUGCUGGUUUUGAAAUUUUUGAUAUCAAUAGUUUUGAACAAUUGUGUAUCAACUUUACCAAUGAGAAACUUCAACAAUUCUUCAAUCAUCACAUGUUCAAGAAGGAACAAGAAGAAUACUUGAGAGAAGAUAUUGCAUGGAACUUUAUUGACUUUGGUUUGGAUUUACAACCAACCAUUGAUUUGAUUGAGAAACCACAAGGUGUCUUGGAUAUUCUUCAUCAAAAGUGUGUCGUACAGAAUCAGGACGAGGAAAGUUUCGUUCGUGAUUUGCUCUCAAAAAAUGCCAAAUCCGAAAAACUCAAGAAGGACAAAUUCGAUCCAAAGGCUUUCCUCGUGACUCACUACGCUGGAGAGGUCAAGUACAAUGUUCGUGAUUGGUACAGCAAGAACGUGGAUCCACUCAAUGAUGAUUGUAAGAUGGCCAUGCAAAAGAGUAUGUUGCCUUUCGUGAAGAAACUCUUCAUUUCGGGUGAGGAUAAGAAGGAAGGAGCAACAGCAGCAGUCACUACUAGUGAUCCAAAGAGUCGUUCUGUCUCGGGUGCUGGUGUUCGUUUCCAAACUGUCGGAAACAAGUACAAGAAACAACUGAGUGAUUUGAUGCAAUUAUUGGCCAGUACAGAACCUCACUUUAUUCGUUGUAUCAAACCAAACUCUCUUCAGAAACCAGGUAUCUUGCAAGCUGUUCAUGUCUUGGAGCAAUUGAAAUGUAACGGUGUUUUGGAGGGCAUUCGUAUCAGUCGUAAAGGUUAUCCUGGUCGUAUCAAAUUUGCCGAUUUUGCCAAGAGAUAUGAAUUGUUGGCCAAGAAUGCCUCUGCUGUCAAAUCCUUAAAGACCGAUCGUGAGAGGUGUCAAGCCAUCGUUUCGGAUUUGGGUUCUUUUGUCAUGGAUGAAACCAAAUACAAAAUUGGUAAGACUAAAAUCUUUUUAAAGGCUGGUGUUGAAGCUCAACUCGAGGAAUUGAGAGAACAUCAAAUUGAGAAGGUCAUUGCAUUGGCUCAAGCAGCUUGUAUGGGUCAUUCUGCUCGUAAACAAUACAAGAAACUCAUUGGACGUAUUGUUUAUAUCAAAUUGUUGCAAAGAAACUUUAGAGCCUAUUUGAGUAUGAAAGAUUGGGAUUGGUAUCAACUCUUUGUCAAGGUUCGUCCAUUGGUUGAGGCUGAUCGUUCUGAAAAGAUGUUGAACCAAAUGAAGGAAGAAAUUGAAAAAUUAAAACAAGAAGUGAUGAAUCAAAUCGAGAACAAUAAGAUCACUGAACAAGAGAAGGAUAACCUCUCUCGAAGUGUUGAACAAAUGAGAGCAGAGAUUAGAACUCGUGAAAGUGAAUUGGAACAGAUGAAUCAAAUGUUACGUGAAAUGAAGGAAAAGAUGGACAAUCGUGAACAUGACAUUGAAUCCUUAGCUGGUAACAUGCAAGAUAAGGAAAAUGCAAUUUCCAAUUUGAGACGUGAAAUCCAAAACAAGGACUUUGAGAUGAAUCAAUUAAAGACUCAAUUGGACAAUGCUAAAAGAACAUUGGCUGAUAAGGACAAUGAAGUUCUCCAACGUGGUAAAAACAUUCAAGAAGUCAAGGAUGAAUUGAAUCGAGCCUUGUCGGAAUUGGAAGACUUGAGAGCUGAAUUGAACAUUACAAAGAAUACUUUGAAUAACUCUGAUUAUUCUUUGGAUCAAACACGUCAAGAAAUGCUCGAAAAGGAACGUAAAUUGAGAGAAAGAGACAAUGAAAUUGUUGAACAAAAGAAGAGAUCUGCAGCUUUGGAACAAGACUUGAAGCGUGCUGAAAAUGAUCGAAAUGAAUUUGAGUUACAAGUCAAUUCCAUGAAGAAGGCCAUUGAUAACUUCCAACAAGAAUUGGAUAAGAAGAAUCGUGAAUUUGAUCAAUUGAGAAGACAAAAGGUCUCUGGUGAUCAACAAUCUGAACAAUUGCUCUCUGAAUUAGAAGAAGAAAAGAGAAAGCGUAAUGAAUUGGAAAAGAAAUCACGUGAAUUGGAUCAAUUGUUAGAAACUGAAAAGUUUGAACAUGAACGUGCUCUUUCCAAUGCUCGUGAUUUAGAGAAUGAAAUUGAAAAUCUCAAAAAGGAAAUUGCAACAUUGAAGAUGAGAAUUUCUGAAUUAGAAGAUGCCAAUGAGAGAUUGAAACAUGAAAAUCAACAAUACGAACGUGAAUUGGGUGAUUUGAGAUUGAAGAGUGAAAAUGAACAAAACAAGAUGCAAAGUGAAUUGCAACGUGAGAAACAACGUGCUAAUGAUGAAAUUUCCAAUCUCAAUAACAAACUUGAAGACACACGUCGACGAUUAGAAGAAUCUGAGCAAAAACUCAACAAUUCUGAUCGUGAGAAUAGAAACUUGAAGAAAGACAAGCAACAAGUUGAACAAGACAAAUCUGAUUUAGAAAUUAAAUUGAAGAGAUUAGAAAGUGAACUCAAAUCAGGAUCACAAGAUGCUGACAAUUUGAAACAACAAUUACAAGAAUCUGAAAAUAAGAAACGUGAAUUGUUGAAUCGUGUUCGUGAUUUGGAAUUGGAAUUGAACAAUCUCAAGGAAGAAUUGAAUCGAGAGAGAUCAAAGAGAUCUUCACUCGAAUCAGAUUCAACCUCUCUCAAAGACAAGUUGAAUAAUUUGGAUCAAGAACUCUCUGCAUUGGAAUUGGUCAAGACUAAGGUUGAGAAACAACUCCGAGAUACUCAAUACGAUUUGGAUCAAGAGAAGAACGUCACUUCCAAAUUGAGAUCCGAUUUGGAACAAGUCCGAAAGUCCGAAACCGAAUACAAGGCCAAGGCAGAGACCUUUGAGUCUUCACUUGUCUCUCGUGACGCUGAAUUGAAGAAUUUGAGAGAUCAACUCGAACAAUUGAGAUCUCAACUCUCUGAUAACUCGAAUAUUUCUGAAGAGGCUCAAAAACAAAUCAAAAAGAUGAAGGAUGACAUUCGAAAGACUCAAGAACAAUUACAAGAGAGUGAAUCUCGAUUGAAAGAUGAAAUGAUCAAACACAAACAAGCUCAAUCGACCAUUCUCGAGAAGGAUAAUCAACUCUCUCUCUCCAAGGAUGAAUUGAAUCGACUUCAAAGAGAAAUUUCACAAUUGAGAUCUGAUUUGGAUAAUGCCCGUAACAAUUUAAGUGGAGCUGAUACUGAAUCAUUGAAAUUGAAGAGUGAAUUGAGAGAGAAGGAUCGUAAAUUGAAAGAAGCAGAAAAUGAAAAGGAUGAUUUGGAAUCACAAAUUCAACAAAUGGAACGUGAAAUUAAUGAACAUAAAUCUCGACACGAUCAAAAAGAUCAAACCAUCACUCAACUCGAUGCUGAACGUAAACAACGAGAAGGUGAACUUGCCAAAUUAAGUGCCGAUGUGGAACGUUUGAAACAAGAAAAGGAGCGCGACGCCACUACAGCCCGCCAACGUGUGGAACAAUUACAACGCAAUAUGGACGAUGCUGAGGAGCGUUAUUCCGGUGAAUUGCGCAAACUCCAAUCGGACAAUAAGGAUCUCAAGAAUCAAUUGAAACAAUUAAAGAAGGAGAUGGAGAGUGGCAUGGGUGGUAACAGUGCGGGUAGUGUGGACAGUGCUGAAUUGUCUCGAUUAAGACGUGAAUAUGAUUCUGAAUUGAUCAAAUUGAAGGCUCAACUCGAAGAUGAAGUCAUUCAACGCAAUGAUGCUGAACAAAAGAGAAAACUUUUAGAAUUUGAAUUGAAUGAUUUGAAAGACAAGUACAACCAAGAGACCAAGUCGCGUAAAAAGAUUGAAGCACUCAAAUUAUCACUCCAAUCUGAAAUUGAGGAUUUGAGAGAAUUGGCAGAGAAGGCUGAGGAUCUUCAAGAAGAAUUGUCCAUGAAUAAGCAACAACAUGCAGAUAUUGUCAAUGAACUUGAAAGUGAAUUGAAGAAGGAAAGAUCGAAUCGUAUUUACAAUGAAGAAGAAGCAUCUCGAUUCAAACGUGAAACUCAAAAUCUUAAAGUUCAAUUGGAAUUGGCUCUUCAAAAGAAGGAAGAAGAGUUGAGACGUGUCAAGGGUCAAUAUGAACAAGAAAUUCAAGAUUUACAAGAUUUGUACAACAAGUCAAAGAAUGACAAGAAGAAAUUCUCUAAAUCUUCAACUUCUUUAGAAACUGAAUUACGUGAGGCUCAACGAUCCUUACAAGAUGCUGAACGUUAUCGAUCAUUGGCUGAACAGAAGGCUGAUCGAUUGGAACGUGAAUUGAAGAUGGCUAAUUUGAGAUUGGAAACUGAAUCAUCCAAUCAAUUACUUAUUGCACAAGAGAAACAACGUAUUGAAAGUCAAUUACAAUCUGUUCGUGAUCAAUUGGAUGAAAUGGAGAGUGAAAAUACCAAACUGAAAUCUGAUUUGGAUACAGAGAGAAGAAAAUUCCAACAAUUGGUUCGAAGAUUGAACAGCAGUGCUAGUGCAAGCAGCUCUGCUCGAUCCUAUGUGGGUGGUGAUGAUUCUGAUGACGAAGAGGAUGAAGAAUAA
Messenger RNA from Naegleria fowleri, 5874 nucleotides. RefSeq lists its product as uncharacterized. Lineage: Eukaryota; Heterolobosea; Eutetramitea; Acrasida; Naegleriidae. Gene Ontology annotation, molecular function: microfilament motor activity; actin filament binding; ATP binding. The transcript has 2 exons. Gene Ontology annotation, cellular component: myosin complex; cytoplasm; vesicle. The record is from RefSeq and is a predicted model, not a curated record. Gene Ontology annotation, biological process: vesicle transport along actin filament; actin filament organization. The coding region runs from base 1 to 5874 and encodes 1957 amino acids.